Messenger RNA from Anguilla rostrata (American eel), 4225 nucleotides. Its product is annotated as NEDD4-like E3 ubiquitin-protein ligase WWP1. The record is from RefSeq and is a predicted model, not a curated record. Gene Ontology annotation, biological process: proteasome-mediated ubiquitin-dependent protein catabolic process; protein polyubiquitination. Gene Ontology annotation, molecular function: ubiquitin protein ligase activity; protein binding. The transcript has 25 exons. Gene Ontology annotation, cellular component: cytoplasm. Lineage: Eukaryota; Metazoa; Chordata; Actinopteri; Anguilliformes; Anguillidae. The coding region runs from base 242 to 3040 and encodes 932 amino acids.
GCGUCCUACGUUGAAUGCGUAUGUUUUGCUGCGGUAAACCUGUCUGGGGCAUUACUGAUGGUAACUGCCGUUGAACGCCAGGGUUUAGAGCGCACCAGACAAGCGUAGUGGGCCAAUACCGCAUAGCCACUGGAAUAAAGCCGGUGGAGAGCAACGGGCAUGCUGAACCAUGGGCCACGGCGUGGGCUGAGGAUCCCGAAGGCUUUGUGAACCCGCCACCGCGGUCAGUGGGGUCUCUGACAUGGCAUCAGGCACAUCACGAGCCGACGGCGGAAACAACCACGGAGGGAGGUCCCAGCUGCAGGCCGUCGUGUCCUGUGCCAAACUGAAGAGGAAGAAGAACUGGUUUGGGACGGCGGUGUACGUGGAGCUGGGGGCCGACGGGGAGGCCUGCAGGACCGCCAAAUCUCACAGCUCCUCCAACCCCAAAUGGGACGAGCGCCUCACGCUGAAUGUAACGCCGCACACCAAACUGGACUUCAAGGUGUGGAGCCACCACACGCUCAAGGCCGACGCCCUGCUGGGGAGGGCGUCUCUGGACCUGCGCCAGGUCCUGGAACUGCACGACCGCAAGCUGGAGAAUGUGAAGGAGGUGCUCAAGCUGACGCUGGACAGUAAGAACGGGGCGCCCGUCAACACCGGGGAGCUGACCGUCUUCCUGGACGGGCUGACUGUGGAGCCGGCGUCGCUUAGCAACGGGACAGGCACCGGUGGCUCUGCCCCCGCCUCGACCAAAGUACAGCAGAACGGAGAAGACAGCCAUCAGAACGGGGAGGAGACCUCUUCCAGACCUCGGACUCGCUCUCUGAACGGAAUCGACAGCGAGGGACCCUCCACCUCCUCUGUCCAGAGCGACUGCAGCUCCGUCCCCGUCGCCAACGGAAACGGCUCCUCCCCCGUCGCGUGCCGGCCGGCCAGCCCCCAGGGCACGCCCGCGAAGAGGCCGACUCAAGAGCCGGCCCCGAACGGAACCGUGAACGGGGAGACGCCCGGCCCUGCUGCGGAAGAGGUGCUGCCCUCUGCUGGCGACUCGCAGGAGAGCGACGAAACUCCCGGCAGCGCCCCGGGCCCCGCCCCUAACCCCGCCCCCAACCCCGCCUCGGACCGGCUGGCUCCUGACCUGCCCCGUGAGCCGUCCUCCUCCUCCACCCCCGCCCCCGCUGGCGCUGUGGACGCACCCCCAAACUCUUCUUCCUCCAGCCCCACCCCCGUCACCACGGUGACCUCCAGCUCGGAGGCCUAUGGGGCCAGUGGCAGCAGCGGCGGUGCUCCGGAGGGGGGGAAGCCCAGGCAACAGACCCGGAGCAGCAACAGCACUGACGCCCUGCCCCCCGGGUGGGAGCAGAGGAAAGACCUUCAUGGCAGAACUUACUAUGUUGAUCACAACACCAGAACCACCACCUGGGAGAGGCCGCAACCCCUACCAACAGGAUGGGAGAGGCGUGUGGAUGACAGAGGCAGGAUCUACUACGUGGAUCACAACACCAGGACCACCACCUGGCAGCGGCCCACCAUGGAGUCGGUCCGAAACUUCGAGCAGUGGCAGUCCCAGCGGAGCCAGCUGCAGGGAGCUAUGCACCAGUUCAACCAGAGAUACCUCUACUCGGCUUCCAUGAUGUCUGCUGAAAAUGACCCCCUGGGCCCCCUGCCCCCUGGCUGGGAACGACGUGUGGACUCCAACGACCGAGUGUAUUUCGUCAACCACAACACCAAGACCACUCAGUGGGAAGACCCUCGCACACAAGGGCUGCAGAACGAGGACCCGCUGCCCGAGGGCUGGGAGAUUCGGUACACGCGCGAGGGGGUGCGAUACUUCGUGGAUCACAACACCCGGACGACCACCUUCAGCGACCCGCGCACCGGGAAGUCCUCCGUCACCAAAGGUCCUCAGAUAGCCUAUGAACGUAGCUUCAGGUGGAAGCUAGCGCAUUUCCGCUACUUAUGCCAGUCGAAUGCGUUGCCCAGCCACGUGAAGAUCACUGUGUCUCGACAAACACUGUUUGAAGACUCCUUCCAGCAAAUCAUGGCCCUGAAACCCUACGACCUGAGGAGGCGGCUGUAUGUCAUCUUCAGAGGGGAGGAGGGGCUGGACUACGGUGGCCUGGCGAGGGAGUGGUUCUUCCUGCUGUCCCACGAGGUGCUGAACCCGAUGUACUGUCUGUUUGAGUACGCCGGCAAGAGCAACUACUGCCUGCAGAUAAACCCCGCCUCCACCAUCAACCCCGACCACCUCUCCUACUUCUGCUUCAUUGGCCGCUUCAUCGCCAUGGCGCUCUUUCAUGGCAAGUUCAUCGACACAGGCUUCUCCCUGCCCUUCUACAAGCGCAUGCUCAACAAGAAGCUCACCAUCAAAGACCUGGAGUCCAUCGACCCCGAGUUCUACAACUCCCUCAUCUGGAUCAGGGACAACAACAUCGAAGAGUGCGGCCUGGAGAUGUACUUCUCCGUAGACAUGGAGAUCCUGGGGAAGAUCACGUCACAUGACCUGAAGCCCGACGGAGCCAAUGUGCUGGUGACGGAGGAGAACAAAGAGGAGUACAUUGGGCUGAUGGCGGAGUGGCGGUUUUCGCGGGGGGUGGAGGAGCAGACCAAAGCUUUCCUGGACGGCUUUAAUGAGGUGGUCCCUCUGCAGUGGCUGCAGUACUUCGAUGAGAAGGAGCUGGAGGUGAUGCUCUGCGGGAUGCUGGAGGUGGACCUGCAGGACUGGCAGAGGAACACGGUCUACCGGCACUACACGCGCAACAGCAAGCAGAUCAUCUGGUUCUGGCAGUUCGUGAAAGAGGUGGACAACGAGGUGCGUCUGCGGCUGAUGCAGUUCGUCACAGGGACCUGCAGGCUGCCGCUAGGGGGCUUCGCUGAGCUCAUGGGCAGUAACGGGCCUCAGAAGUUCUGCAUUGAGAAGGUGGGGAAGGACACCUGGCUUCCCCGCAGCCACACCUGCUUCAACAGGCUGGACCUCCCGCCCUAUAAGAGCUACGAGCAGCUGAAGGAGAAGCUGCUCUUCGCCAUCGAGGAAACGGAAGGGUUCGGCCAGGAGUAGACCCCCCCACCCGCCAUUCUGCCACUGUCUGAGAAUAAGCUUCCCUCUGUCGCCCAGCCAACAUAAAAAAACAUAAAAAUACGAGAAAAAUUGCACAGAUAAUUAGAUACUAAUGUACAUAAGCUAUUUUGUCAUUUAAAAAAAAAAAAAAAUCUUAUUUCUGAAUAUCAUCUAGAAAUUUACCUUGCGUCUCUUCCUCAUAAAUAUGCAAUGGAACAUUUCAGCAUUUUCUCCUCUUUUAAAAGAGGAAGCCUAUUAAUAGUAUUAUUAUAAUUAUUAUUAUUUUGUUCUUUUGGCUGGUUUUUAAAAGAUGUAUAAGAAGAAAUGAUUUUAUAGUUUAACUAUAUCUAUGGCUCUAGUUUUAUAGAGCUUUUAAGGUGACUUAGCUGUUUUUUUUGGGAGGGGGGCUUGAUUUGGACUGGGCCUGCCAUCCAUACUGCUACAAGCCCAGCUUGCCUGCAAAACUGUCCCGACAUGGAGUCUGGACGUGGGUGUGGAUCCCGGUGCGCCCAUCCCCCCCCCCACCCCAUGGCGUUUUGGGUGGCCGUCAUCGGGAGCAGCCAUCUUGAGGGGGCGGGGAGCGCCUCUACCUGUGACUGGCUUCGAAUGAACCCUACACUGCUUACGCGGGAAACAUACUUUUUUUUUUUUUUGUUCUUCUUUUUUUUUUUUCUUUAUCCGUUCGCCUUUUGGCCCCGCCCCCGCAGCGCACGAGCGAGCGAGCGGCGCUCUGAGGGGGCGGAGGGGCGGGAUCGGAAGCGUGGCGCUGAAGCGGCGUUCGGAGUCGGCACGGCAACGCGAGCACGACAAAGCGAGAUGACUCUUUGUGUCGCCCCCUGGAUGCGCGUUGGCGGUGUUUAUGGGUUGGGAGGGACAGGCGGGGGUGUGAGGCAUCAAAACUCAACGACCCAAAUUUGUCAAACAGAAGCAGCUGAUGUCAUAUGCUGUGUCAUAACAUGCUGUUUGCUCCCUUGCAUCCUAUUCUUAAAACAGGUAAUGCCCUGCUGUAUGAAAACAGUUAAAAUAAAUUAAGGAAGAAAAGAAAAAAAAUUCAAAAAAAUCAAUAGCACAUUUUUGAACUCUAUUAUAUGAAGUGUACCUUAAUAGGCCAGGGUGAAUGGAUAUUGGUUCUUGUGGGUGAGAUUGAUCAAGAAAAGAGUGCAAUUAAAGUGACUGAAAGGAAAA